AUGACUCCUGCUGUUUUCCUGGUCAUCCUGUGCUUGGGAGUUGUGUCAAGUGCUUCAGCAUUUGAUCACAGUUUGGAUGUCGAUUGGGAAGAGUGGAAAUUAAAAUAUGACAAAUCAUACAGUCUGGAGGAAGAAGUCCUGAAGAGAGCAGUAUGGGAAGAAAAUGUAAAAAGGAUUAGACUGCACAACAUGGAGAAUUCCCUGGGGUUGAAUACCUACAGCAUGGAAAUAAAUAACUUUGCUGACCUGACUGAUGAAGAAUUCAACGAAUUGAUUUCUGGUUUUACAUUGCCAAUUAAUGACACAGUGAAAAGUCCCUGGAAACGUGCACUUUAUAGUAAUUCUCCUAAAUCUUGGCAUUGGCGAGACACUUUGCCCAAAUCUGUUAAUUGGCUAAAGGAAGGUUAUGUAUCUCGUGUGAAGAAUCAGAAAAAAUGUAAUUCUUGUUGGGCUUUCCCUGUGACUGGUGCCAUAGAAGCACAAAUGUUCAAGAAAACAGGCAAACGGACUCCACUGAGUGUCCAGAACCUGGUGGACUGUUCUAAACCUCAAGGCAAUAGAGGCUGUCAUGGAGGUACUACAUACAAUGCCUUUCAAUAUGUUUUGCUCAAUGGAGGUCUGGAGGCUGAGUCAACCUAUCCAUAUGAAGCAAAAGAAGGGUUAUGCAGGUACAAUCCUAUGAAAUCAGCUGCUAACAUCACAAGAUUUGUGGCCCUUCCAGUAGAUGAAGAUGUCCUAAUGGAUGCUGUAGCAACGAAAGGGCCCAUUGCUACUGGAAUUAAUGUUGUCUCCAGUUCUUUAAGGUUCUAUAAUACAGGUGUUUAUUAUGAGCCAAGGUGCAAACGUAUUGUGAAUCAUGCAGUUCUGGUGAUUGGCUAUGGGUUUGAGGGAAAUGAAACAUAUACCAAUAACUACUGGCUGGUCAAGAACAGCUGGGGUAAACAAUGGGGAUUGGGUGGAUAUAUGAAGAUCGCCAAAGACAGGAACAACCACUGUGGAAUUGCUUCAUUUGCCCAAUACCCUAUUGUGUGA
Mastomys coucha (southern multimammate mouse) is the source of this 1032-nucleotide messenger RNA. RefSeq names its product cathepsin Q-like. NCBI's taxonomy places the organism in Eukaryota, Metazoa, Chordata, Mammalia, Rodentia, Muridae. The record is from RefSeq and is a predicted model, not a curated record. The coding region runs from base 1 to 1032 and encodes 343 amino acids. Gene Ontology annotation, biological process: immune response. The transcript is spliced from 7 exons. Gene Ontology annotation, molecular function: cysteine-type endopeptidase activity. Gene Ontology annotation, cellular component: lysosome.